CGUGCGCCGCUCUGUCACAGCUGUGCGCCUUACGCCGCACACACACUGUUCCAUUCCAUUCAACAGAAGAAUAUCCAUUGGAAUUUAUUUAUUUAUUUUUUUCAAAAUUUUCACUUUUCGAAUUUUCUCCGGAGAAUUUCAUGCAUGUCGGCGAAAAUGGAUUCCGAAAGGUCAAUCUACGGCGCUAUCGCCGGAAACUUCUUCAGGCCGCCGACGGCAUCGGCGGCGACGCUCCUCCUCCUCCUCACAGUCGUCGCCGUCGUAUCGCUGCAAAUCGCGACGAGGACGGAGUUUCCGAGGUGGACGACUCCGGAAGUCCCGGUGGCUUCGGAGGAUCCGAGGAGCUGCGGCGGAUUCUUCGGGGUAGCUGCGCAGAGGAGGAAGGUGGUGGUGUCAAUAAGGGAGUUUGGCGGCGUCGGCGACGGGAAGACGUCGGAGACCGAAACGUUUCGGAAGGCGAUACGGUAUUUGCGGCGUUUCGGAGAUAUAGGCGGUUCGCAGCUAAACGUUCCUCGAGGGAGGUGGCUGACGGGGAGCUUUAAUCUCACCAGUAAUUUCACGCUUUUUCUUGAGGAAGGUGCUGUGAUUUUGGGAUCUCAGGACCCAGAGGAGUGGCCUGUAAUUGAGCCAUUGCCUUCUUAUGGAAGAGGGAGAGAGAGAUUAGGAGGGAGACAUAUAAGCCUUAUUCAUGGGGAUGGUCUCACAAAUGUUGUUAUUACAGGGCAGAAUGGGACAAUUGAUGGUCAAGGGAAAAUGUGGUGGGAACUAUGGUGGAAUAGAACAUUGAAUUACACCAGAGGUCAUCUUGUUGAGCUGAUGAACUCUCACAACAUUCUCAUCUCCAACCUCACAUUCCUCAACUCCCCCUUUUGGACCAUCCAUCCUGUUUACUGCAGUAAUGUUGUCGUAAAAAAUAUGACAAUUUUGGCCCCCCUUAAUGCUCCAAAUACAGAUGGUAUCGAUCCAGAUUCAAGCUCCAAUGUCUGCAUAGAAGACUGUUACAUUGAGAGUGGGGAUGAUCUUGUAGCGGUGAAGAGUGGUUGGGACCAGUAUGGAAUCAAAAUGGCUUGGCCAAGCUCAAACAUUAUUGUUAGGAAAGUCUCAGGUACUACUCCGACCUGCUCUGGAGUUGGAAUAGGAAGCGAGAUGUCUGGUGGGAUUUCAAAUGUUACUAUCGAGGAUGUGCACAUCUGGGAUUCAGCUGCCGGGGUGCGUAUAAAAUCAGAUAAGGGUAGAGGAGGUUACAUAGCAAACAUUAGUAUAAGCAACAUUAAGAUGGAGAGAGUCAAAAUACCGAUAAGAUUCAGUAGAGGUUCCAAUGACCACCCCGACGAAGGAUGGGAUCGUAAUGCCGUUCCCAAAGUGAAAGGUAUUUUUAUCAGCAAUGUGCUGAGCUUGAAUUCGACGAAAGCCCCUGAAUUGAAGGGCAUUGAGGGUGCAUCAUUUGAAGAAAUUUGCUUUAAAAACUUCACAGUACUCGGUUUAGGCCAAUCCGCAGCAUGGCAUUGCGAGUUAGUUUCAGGUUAUGCCAAUGGGGUGUUUCCGCCACCCUGUCCUGAGUUGCAAAAAGGUGGCUCUUCGCUCUGGUGUCCAUAGCAUCGAGCAUGUGAGCCUGUGGAUAAAUUCACAAUGAUUUUGUGUUUGGAAUUUGGAGGUUCUCUGUUGAUUAUGCUGCAGCAACCGGGUUUGCUCUGAGCAGUCGAGUUGAUGCGAAACACACUGCUAAAAUGAGCAUGAUUGGAGUUGCUUUGCAUCCAUUGAAUUAUCAAGCUCGUUGUACUGUUUUGUCGGAGAAAGAUGCAAUUCAUUGGGGCACUUGGACUGGUUUCAACAUGUCCAUCUGUUGGUUUCAAGAAUUUAUUGGUAGGUUGCGUUUUUUCGAGAUUCUUUCAUUGAUUAUUUUUUAAGGGGUUGAUUACCGGUUCUAUUCCAUACACAGUCUCAUUUACUUACAGAACCAGAAAAUGGGGUGUCUUUCUAUUCCCAGCCCCAACAGGAAGAGAGCAAUGUCAUGUAUAGAGGCUUCACAGAAAACAUUAAAAUAUUGAAUACUACUACUCAUUUGUCUCAUUGCUG
This is a messenger RNA of Morus notabilis, 2076 nucleotides long. RefSeq names its product probable polygalacturonase. Gene Ontology annotation, molecular function: polygalacturonase activity. The record is from RefSeq and is a predicted model, not a curated record. Gene Ontology annotation, biological process: carbohydrate metabolic process. The coding region runs from base 145 to 1596 and encodes 483 amino acids. Lineage: Eukaryota; Viridiplantae; Streptophyta; Magnoliopsida; Rosales; Moraceae. The transcript has 5 exons.